This is a messenger RNA of Lemur catta (Ring-tailed lemur), 1339 nucleotides long. RefSeq names its product tetraspanin 1 (gene TSPAN1). Gene Ontology annotation, cellular component: membrane. The record is from RefSeq and is a predicted model, not a curated record. The coding region runs from base 163 to 897 and encodes 244 amino acids. The transcript is spliced from 8 exons. Lineage: Eukaryota; Metazoa; Chordata; Mammalia; Primates; Lemuridae.
AAAGCAGCUACCUCGCCUGCAGGUGAGCAGUGGUGUGUGAGAGCCAGUGUCCCUCUGCCUGCCUACUCAGUGGCAGCUCCCUGGAGCUUUUCAGUCCCUUCUGGAGCCUCAGCAGAUCCCUCUUUCAGAACUCGCUGCCAAGAGCCCUGAACAGGAGCCACCAUGCAGUGCUUCGGCUUCCUUAAGACCAUGAUGUUCCUCUUCAAUUUGAUCAUCUUUCUGUGUGGCGUAGCCCUGUUGGCAGUGGGCAUCUGGGUGUCAGUCGAUGGGCCAUCCUUCCUGAAGAUCUUCGGGCCGCUGUCGUCCAGUGCCUUCCAGUUCGUCAACGUGGGCUACUUUCUCAUCGCGGCUGGUGCUGUGCUCUUUGCUCUUGGUUUCCUGGGCUGCUACGGUGCUCACGCUGAGAACAAGUGUGCCCUCAUGAUGUUCUUCAUCAUCCUCCUCAUCAUCUUCAUUGCUGAGGUUGCAGCUGCUGUGGUCGCCUUGGUGUACACCACACUGGCUGAGCAGUUCCUGAAGUUGCUCAUCGUGCCUGUCAUCAAGAGCGACUAUGGUUCCCAGUCAGACUUCACUCAAGUGUGGAACUCCACCAUGAAAGGGCUCAACUGCUGUGGCUUCAACAACUACACUGAUUUUGAGGGCUCACCCUACUACAGCGCGAACAACAACACCUUUCCCGCAUACUGUUGUACUGACAAUGUCUACGCAAACGACACAGCCAAAGAAAUCUGCACCAGCCAAAAGGCCCAGAGCUCAGCUGUAGAGGGGUGCUUCGAUCAGCUUCUGGAGGACAUCCGAACCAAUGCAGCCACCGUGGGUGGUGUGGCAGCUGGAAUUGCAGCCCUAGAGCUGGCUGCCAUGAUUGUGUCAAUGUAUGUGUACUCCAAUGUGAAAUAAGACUGCUUCUGCCUCUGCCACUACUGCUGCACAUGGGAACUGGGAAGAGGUACCCUGGAACAGCCAAGAAGCAGUGACCAGAGGGGGGACAGGAUCUAACAGUGUCAACUGGGCCAGAGUGGGCCUGCCUUUUCUGCCGUAGACUUGGAGCUAAAUAGGGACCACACCUUCUAGGCUGUGCCUGACUUUUCCUUCCAUUGGUAGGGCUGGGGCCCACCUGUUCCAGAGCCUCUAAGUAGCCAGUUCUCCUGUCCCUUCCCCCAGUCUCUUCUUUAAACCCUUGGCAUCCCCUUAGGCCAAGGAGGGCUCUUGGUGAUCCCAGUCAGUACUCUACUGGGGGAUGAGUCAAGGCACCUUAUAGCCUGGACAUAUGUGAAAUCAGCAGAGCCACCAGGCAGUUGUGCAGAAGGCACUUCAGAACCCAUAAACCAAUUGAAAUGUU